AUUACGUUUACGCCGAGAGCGCUUCGGUCAAGGGCCACGUUUAUCCAGCGCCCUGUGCUCUUUCUGCAUAAGAGGCUUACCUAAUCCCGCGUGCAGCGUCCAGCCUCUCGGCAAAAUCCAAAUCUGGACGGACUGUUGUGAUAUGAAGCAGGAAUCACGCGUGUAACAGGGAGGGGGUGGGGAACUUCCAUCCACCCUCACCGCCCGACGGCACGAUAUUCACUGUAAGGCAGCGCUGUACUACAGGAGUUAGAUGCAGCGCGAGGCAAGUUGUGGGAGAUCAUAGCCGAAGCCCCGGUGCAGCGCCGCGCCGGGGAGCAGCCCUUUCCUCCAGGUUUUAUGAGCCCUUUUCAUGCACGCUUACUCGAGAAGACCGAUGGCUAAGAUCAGGGUCUCGUACGAGUACUCGGAGGCGGAGGACAAGAGCAUCAGGCUCGGACUGUUCCUGAUCGCGUGCGGCAUCCUGUCGCUCUUCAUCCUCUGCUUCUGCUGGCUGAGCCCCACCUUACAGAGCAUGCGGAGCAAGCCGGCCAACUGCACGGUGAUCUCCGUGAGCUGUCUCGAGGAGCGCUUCGAGUGCGUGUUUACGUGCGGCGCCGACUGCAAGGGCACGUCGCUCUAUCCGUGCCUGCAGAUCUUCGUGAACAACUCCGAGUCCAACUCGGUCGCGCUGCUGCACUACGAUGAGCAACAGCUGGUGCUCAACCCCAAGUGUUCCUAUGUUCCCAAAUGUGAGCGAGAUAACCAGAAGAUGCAACAAGACAUUCAAAGGCUUGAACAUUACUGGAGUAAAGAGGGUAAAAAUCAGUCAUUUACCUGCUUCUUUAACCCCCAGAGGAGGCCAGAUGAUGUGCUGUGGCAGCGUUCCCAUGAUACUAGUGUGCUCCUCCACUGUGUGCUGUGGCCAAUGGUUAGUCUGUUGGUGGGAACACUCAUUGUGGUUCUCACAGUCUGUGCUCGUUCUCUGGCUGUCCGAGCUGAAGCUAUCCAGAAGCGGAAGUUCUCCUAAGAAUCAGCACAGACUGAAGGACUUUUACACACACAUCAACUUCCAUUUGGCUUCUGAGGUGCACCUUCUCAUGGCUCCUGCUUGCAAUGCUGUGGAGCUCUGAUUGCCGAACACAGGGCAUUUUGUAUGUUGGACUUAAACCCAGGAAGCAUGGUGAGUGGUGGUGACAUGUAGCCCUGGUAAAUCUUGAUUACUGGGUCUAGUCGAGGACAAUCUUGUAAACUUUUCCUAGGACUAGAAGCACAACAUGCAAAUGCUUGUUGGUUUACUUUGUUUUUGAUUUGUGCCUCAUCACCUGGUUUGAUUUUGCUGGAGUUCAUCCAACAAAAUAAAAAAUGCUGUUUUUAAAUAUUUGUGGUUAUACCUAUUAAGGCCAUAGAAAAACUUAGUUAAACAGCAGCUUCACUGUCUCUUCUGUCUCAGUUGCUGAAAUGUCCUGGUAAUUUGUUUUCAUUCCGCUUUGGUGUUUGUGUGCUAGCUUCUUUUCCUUUUCACCUCUGUGAUGUGCCAUUUAUGUCACUGUAGUACUUAUUGCAAACAAGCAGUGGCAUGGUGGAAUGCUUUACGUAGCAUUUGCUAAUGUAGCAAGAAAUAUUUUGUGUAUUGAGCAGCUAUGUUUUUGGGCACUUUCCUCUACCUCAUCCAUGUUUCAUGCAUUGCCAAACAAGUCAUUAAAAAUCUCUAAACUCAACUAUGUCAUGAGCUCAAGCGAGUGUAAUGCCAUUUUCUUGUAGUAGCCAAUGGUCUACCUUAUAUUCUAGCCAUAGUGUGAGGCUUCCUAAAAGCUAGACACAGGAUAUGUAUGAGCAAUAUUGUGAUUUGUUACUUUUUUUGGGGGGGAUUUUUACUAAGUUGUUUUUACAAUUGCUUGAACACAAGACACUAUGUUCCAUACCUCUAAAUACAAACCUCAAGACUGUAGACCAGUUUCAUCAAUGUCUGUCAAAAUCAAACCCAACUUUUUCAAAGAGAGCCUAAGUAGUGGUACAGUGGUGAUAUGGCAUAUAUAUUUAAAGUGCACUAGUUUUAUUAGCAUUAGCUCCAGUUUAGAUGUUUUUUUUCAAUUAUACAUUAGCUUUGAGUAGAUGUAUUUGUACUAUAGCAUCAUAGACUUACCAGCCAUAAGCUACCACUCCUGUAACCUGCAGUUGCCUUUAGCUGUUUUACAGUUACUUUACAUGUAUCUUAAAUGUAUGUGUCCAACAUUGUAUGUAACCUAAAUGUGCAAAAAUCUUGUGCUCUUCUUUUAAUGCUGAAAAAUCACACUCUGCUGAGAGAAGAGGUUGUGAAGGGGUUGUAAAACCUAUUCAGUCAAUGGAGUAAGCUCAUUGAGCUCUGAAUGGCAGUAUUUGACCAUGGGAGAAAUAUUCUGGGCAAAAGUGCAUAAAUGAUUAAUAAUGUGUUGAGAGUUUGGAAAGUGGCGUGAUUUAGCCUAUGCUUCAAGCAUAAAGCAGCAAAGGUGUGGAUCACUAGCUCAGUGCAGCAUUUCUGGGUCUGCGUCUUUCCACGUCAAAUGUCAAUUUUUGUGUUCAAGCAAUUGUGUUUUAUGCAUGGAAACAUGCUUAAGCCCCUCCCCAUCAUUUGAUUAUUCGCAACACAGUUUUCAGCCUGUUCCAGCAGUACUUCGCUGCAUUACUCCUGCUCAUAUCUGCUCUACUCCUGCUCAAAACCGAUCCCAGCUUUGAAAAACCUAGGUGGAAGUCACAUUUUUGCCAAAAAAUUGCUGUAUUCUAAAAUUAAAGUAGUUACUGCCAUCAGCAGAUGUGAAAUAUGAAUUCAGAUGAAAUAUUAAACAGUAUUCAUCUGAAAGAUUAAAUAUUUAAAAAAUAUAUGAAGUGCACUUUUAGACCUCUUAUUGGCCUGAUGCCAGAAUUACUUUGCUUUUUAGACUUUAUACUCCAUAAUUUGGAGCAACAGCAGGACAAGUGUACAAAGUCAAUAUGAAACCAUCAGAAAAAAUGGCUGCAGACAUUUUAUAAAAGCUUAAUGUGUUAAAGGUGCUGCACCAUCACCUUUAUUUGUAUGGUAAACAUUGAAGAUUAUUACAUUAAAUUUGUUAAUUAUUAUUAUUAUUAUUGCUGCACACUGCAUUGUUACUGCUUAUUUCCCAGAGGUGGCAUCACAUUUGGCUCAUUUAAAUGCAAUGAAUCAGUUGGUGUCAUAUAUAUAAAUAAAUAAAUAAAAAAAUAACAUGUAAAGAAAAGCAGGCAAUGCAGACAUUAUGAACAUUUAGGUAUGUCACUAAGUGGCAUGGGAAGCCUUUGAACAAAGAAAAUAUAACAAUGGACAAGAAUAACAAAGAUGAUAAAUGAUAUUGGUGCAGGACCUUUAAAAAAAAUUUAAAUAAUUUCCCAGUAGUCACAUUUAUUAAGAUGUAAACCAGUGGUUUGCAGUUUCAGACUCUCUGGCAGGAGUCCAGCAGUCUAAUGCUUGGGGUACUGAAGUGCCUCGCAUUUUCCUGCGAAGUUUCAGGGCUUCUUGAUUGACUGAUUUCAAAUUGUUUCAUGUUUAUGUAAUGUCAUAUAACGUGUUUUUUUUUUUAAAUUAUUUUUUAUGACUCUGUAAAUGUUGUUGAACAUUUUGAAGUUGAAUAUUUGUUCAAAAUUGUCCUCAUUUCUUUUGUUCGUUUUGUUACAUACUUGGAUACAUCCACCUUGUAGUUCAUCAGCUGCUUUAAGUUCAGUUCUUAGGAUGUGAACUGGUGAAUGUAAGAAAGUGUGACAUCUGUGUGCAAUAGCACACAUUUGUAAACCUGCUAGGGUCCAUCCUUGUACUAGCACAGUGUAGAAACCUUAUAGCAGGAUAGUAUUUUCCUGUACAAUAGGAGAAAAUUUUGUAAUUUAAUACUUGAUCACCAGUUCUCUUCUGAGGUGUCUCAUUUGCCGUCCUUUAUGGAAACUAGGGAUGUGCGUUCGGACUAAGUUCCAGUUAACUGAAGGGAAGGAAAACACAAAGAACAGCUCAAAGAAAGUUUCAGCUGUAGUUAUUGUAGGGCUGGAGGCUUAUUGACACUCAUACUGGUGUUAAAAUGCCAAGAUAUCAGUAGCACAAAAGUGCCAGAGGAAUACAUGUUGUUAUUAGUCUUGGUCUUGUCUUGGCAUCGGGGUUAAGUGGACUCGGAAAUUGUUGUUGAAACUAGCCGAAUCGGAUGCCUCCAUCUGGGGUAACUAGGAGCUAAUUAUUAUUAAAUGUUAACAAAACCAGAAUAAGAGCUUUCUCUGUGUACUAAACUCUCCGUCGUGCACUGUUCUUCGCACUGCGUCACUGAUGCGCACACGCUGGCAUGGACACAGGAUAGAGACGGUAGCAGCCGGAGCCGGAAAACAAACAAAACGAAUGGAGUUCCAAUCUCCAUUUAAAAUGAGUACAAAUACAUCUUUGCUAAAGUUAUCAAUCAUAACACUAACAUUAGCUGGCUAGCUUAUUCCUAACAAUAGUUGCUUUUAUGGAGACAUCCGUGUUUUUCCCCGGUAGCCUUGUAGCUCAAAAAUUCGGCACUCCGGCUUCCCGCUAAUUAGCUGGCUAAGCAAACUUGUAAUGCUGCUAGGUGUGUAGCGUUUAGCUUGCUAUCUAUCAAGCUAGCAAAGUAAACAAACAUGUACAUCAGAUAUAAACAAAUUGAAUAUGCAGUGGUGCUUGAAAGUUUUAUUUGACGUAAAGCUUCAUCAGAUUUUCACACAUAUCCUAAUAGUAGAUAAAGAGAACCAAAUUAAAUGACACAAAAAUAUUAAACUUGGUCAGGAUGGGCCAGGAUGUCCUGCCGUCAUUCAUGGGAUAAUGAACUCUGAAGAAAACCAGCAAAUUCUAAAGGGAAAUCUGUCUGUGGUCUGAAACUCAAGAGAACAUGGGUUGUUGCAAGACAAUGACCCUAAGUGCACAAGUCAUUCUACCAGAAUGGUUGAAGAAGGACCUGAAGCGAGGAGUUAUUGAGAGGAAACCCACAAACAUAACAGAGUUGAAGCUGUUUUGGAUGGAGGAAUGGGCUAAAAUUCCUCCAAGGCAGUGUGCAGGACUAAUCAACAGUUACCAGAAACGUUUAGUUGCAGUUAUUGCUGCACAAGUGGGUCACACCAGAUACUGAAAGCAAAGGUUCACAUACUUUUGCCACUCACAGAUAUGUAAUAUUGCAUAAUUUUCCUCAAUUAAUGAAUGAGUCUAAUCAAGUCUAAUAUUUUGUCUCAUUUGUUUAAUCUGGUUCUCUUUAUUAUCUCUACUUUCAGGACUUGUAUGAAAAUCUGAUGAAGGUUUUGGUCCAAUUUAUGCAGAAAUAUAGAAAAUUCUAAAUAAUAUGAUUUCUUUAAAUGUUGAAGGUUUGUACAACUUUUUUUUGACAACUUUUACAGAAAGAAGAGUCAAUAUUUUUCCACUCAUCUCUGAUGACUUCAAACCAUUGAAACAUUGUCGAGCUAGUUUGUGUUGAAUGUGAUACCAAAUAUUAAUGAACAACGUAAAAGCAUCUUCAUAUAUUCAUUGCAGAGUUAAGUGAAAUUUGUAAAGGAUAUUAGAGAAAUUAUUCAAACAUAAAAUGAAAAAUAUGAUGCUGGGCGGUACAAUGAUGGAUCCCAUAUGGUUAAAUGAAUUAUUUUGCGCUUUGCAACAUGAGGGCAGAGUGUGUUUUGCUUGAACAUACAUUCAAAACUUGUCCUGCUCUGUCACUGUUUGUCACUGCAGUUUGCUCCCUCCCUUUCUCCUCUGCCUUAUACACUCUACACCAAAUAAUCUUCACAGUACUCGCUCACAUCAUAGCUUCAAUCCACGUGCUUAGAUAUGACUAGCACAGAGCUUGGGAAGAGCACAACAGUGCUGAUAGAUUGACUAAAUUUUGACAUUGCCAGACCCAGUACUGAGAAAUAAAACAUAUCAAACAGCUGCGUUCUGAAUGGAGUGGAUUAGAAAGAAACCACGUGAUGUUGGAUAUAUCAUGAUAUCUCAAUGAGUAGUGCCUGAUUUAGUUCUAUAACAAAAGAUCAAUAAAAAAUGGUAUUAUAUUGUA
Messenger RNA from Pygocentrus nattereri (red-bellied piranha), 6002 nucleotides. Its product is annotated as calcium-activated potassium channel subunit beta-4. The transcript is spliced from 3 exons. The coding region runs from base 353 to 1009 and encodes 218 amino acids. Gene Ontology annotation, molecular function: potassium channel regulator activity; calcium-activated potassium channel activity. The record is from RefSeq and is a predicted model, not a curated record. NCBI's taxonomy places the organism in Eukaryota, Metazoa, Chordata, Actinopteri, Characiformes, Serrasalmidae. Gene Ontology annotation, cellular component: voltage-gated potassium channel complex; membrane. Gene Ontology annotation, biological process: detection of calcium ion; potassium ion transport.